Coregonus sp. 'balchen' is the source of this 8995-nucleotide messenger RNA. The record is from the annotation of a GenBank genome assembly. NCBI's taxonomy places the organism in Eukaryota, Metazoa, Chordata, Actinopteri, Salmoniformes, Salmonidae.
AUGUCCGAAAUCCAUAAUUAUAAUCAAAGUCGACCCAGCAGCGCACGUGGCAGUGAUUAUGUGUGGCAGUAUGAAUAUUAUGAUGAUGACGAGCCGGUGUCUUUCGAGGGUCUCAAGGCUCAUCGAUGUGAGUGACAUCUUAUUUUACUAAAAGCCUGGCGUCUUAACGAAACGCUAGAUAACAGUCAAUUGAUUGAGUGUGUGUGCGUGUGUACAUUACAUUUUGUCUGCCUGCAUUUGUUGCUGUGCGUUUGUGUGUGUGUGUGUCUGCGCGUGUGCGCGUGCAUGUUUGUUUACACUCCCACCCCUUGGUUAAUCUAUUCUCUAUGUUAAUUACUUUCUAUAAUUGCAUCAGGCAGCUGCUACCCUAAUUGUAUUGCUAAUUUUUUCCAAAUCAGUGGGUCACCACUAGGCACAAACUGGUUAAAUCAACCUUUUUUCAACAUCAUUUGUCAACAUAUUUUGAUGUGGAAUCUAUGUGGAAAAUACAUUGGAUUUGCAAAAAGUCAUCAACUGUUGUUUUGAGGGUGAAAAUUCAACCACAGGAUUAUGUCAUUAUGAUAACCAAUUUUCAACAAACCUUGUAUAAAAUAUGUUGAAUUUGUACCUUUGAAACAACAUCAGAUCUUCAAUGUAAUAUCUGCUAGGCAACACCUCCUACUGGAGAUUUGAGCAGUCUACAGCUAACGCUUUGGUCUCCCAUCCAGGGUUUUAACCAAGCCCAGUUUAGCUUUGAUAUUUGUCACUGACUAUUACCAAUGUGCUAUCGUGAGAAUUUUAACAGAGCAAAUUAAAUGUUACCAUACUUCAAUCAUAUAUCAUCAAUUAUGUUAUUUAGGCCUAAAGCAUUUGGGAAGUCAUCAACAGCUAUUGUUUAAAUUCAGGCCAGGAUUUUUAAAAAAAGGCAAUACGUAUAGUCCCAGGGUUUCAAGCUUUGGUUUAUUUCAAAUGGAAUCUACAAGUUAAUAAUAAAUAUGUUGGAUUCACUUCUCCAUCUCAACCAAAAAUCUAAGUUAAAGAAUAGGACAUAAAAAAUCUAACUGUAUUUAAAGAGAGGGAGAGAGAGAGAGAAAAAAAGGGAAACCUGAAAGAGAGAGGGAGAGAUGGAAAAAGAGAGAUGAUGUAACGUCUUCCAACGCAGUGUACUUGUUUUAUGACUUAAUGACUAUUUACUGACCGUAACUGGACCAUAAUCCCUUGUUGAUCUGAUGUUGCAGACUCCAUCGUCAUCGGCUUCUGGGCGGGACUAGCCGUGUUUGUCAUCUUCAUGUUCUUCGUCCUCACCCUGCUGACCAAGACAGGAGCCCCGCACCAAGAGUGAGUUGAAAACAUACCCUCUUUCCCCCCCUAAACCGUACAAUCCGUCUACCCCAUCUACAGUUGAAGUCGGAAGUUUACAUACACCUUAGCCAAAUACAUUUAAACACAAUUCCUGACAUUUAAUCCUAGUAUGAAUUCCCUGUCUUAGGUCAGUUAGGAUCACCACUUUAUUUUAAGAAUGUGAAAUGUCAGAAAAAUAGUAGAGAGAAUGAUUUAUUUCAGCUUUUAAUUCUUUCAUCACAUUCCCAGUGGGUCAGAAGUUUACAUACACUCAAUUAGUAUUUGGUAGCAUUGCCUUUAAAUUGUUUAACUUGGGUCAAACGUUUCAGGUAGCCUUCCACAAGCUUCCCACAAUAAAUUGGGUGAAUUUUGGCCCAUUCCUCCUGACAGAGCUGGUGUAACUGAGUCAGGUUUGUAGGCCUCCUUGCUCGCACACGCUUUUUCAGUUAUGCCUACACAUUUUCUAUAGGAUUGAGGUCAGGGCUUUGUGAUGGCCACUCCAAUACCGUUACUUUGUUGUCCUUAAGCCAUUUUGCCACAACUUUGGAAGUAUGCUUGGGGUCAUUGUCCAUUUGGAAGACCCAUUUGCGACCAAGCUUUAACUUCCUGACUGAUGUCUUGAUGUCUUGCUUCAAUAUAUCCACAUAAUUUUCCUUCCUCAUGAUGCCAUCUAUUUUGUGAAGUGCACCAGUCCCUCCUUCAGCAAAGCACCCCCACAGCAUGAUGCUGCCACCCCCGUGCUUCACGGUUGGGAUGGUGUUCUUCGGCUUGCAAGCGUUCCCCUUUUUCCUCCAAACAUAACGAUGGUCAUUAUGGCCAAACAGUUCUAUUUUUGUUUCAUCAGACCAGAGGACAUUUCUCCAAAAAGUACGAUCUUUGUCCCCAUGUGCAGUUGCAAACCGUAGUCUGGCUUUUUUAUGGCGGUUUUGGAGCAGUGGCUUCUUCCUUGCUGAGCGGCCUUUCAGGUUAUGUCGAUAUAGGACUCGUUUUACUGUGGAUAUAGAUACUUUUGUACCUGUUUCCUCCAGCAUCUUCACAAGGUCCUUUGCUGUUGUUCUGGGAUUGAUUUGCACUUUUCACACCAAAGUACAUUCAUCUCUAGGAGACAGAACGCGUCUCCUUCCUGAGCGGUAUGACGGCUGCGUGGUCCCAUGGUGUUUAUACUUGCGUACUAUUGUUUGUACAGAUGAACGUGGUACCUUCCGCCGUUUGGAAAUUGCUCCCAAGGAUGAACCAGACUUGUGGAGGUCUACAAUCUUUUUUCUGAGGUCUUGGCUGAUUUCUUUAAAUUUUCCCAUGAUGUCAAGCAAAGAGGCACUGAGUGUGAAGGUAGGCCUUGAAAUACAUCCACAGGUACACCUCCAAUUGACUCAAAUUAUGUAAAUUAUCCUAUCAGAAGCUUCUAAAGCCAUGACAUAAUUUUCUGGAAUUUUCCAAGUUGUUUAAAGGCACCGUCAACUUAGUGAAUGUAAACCUCUGACCCACUGGAAUUGUGAUACAGUUAAUUAUAAGUGAAAUAAUCUAUCUGUAAACAAUUGUUGGAAAAUUUACUUGUGUCAUGCACAAAGUAGUUGUCCUAAUCGACUUGCCAACACGAUAGUUUGUUAACAAGAAAUUUGUGGAGUGGUUGAAAAACGAGUUUUAAUGACUCCAACCUAAGUGUAUGUAAACUUCCAACUUCAACUUUACGUUCCCCCUUUUCCCCUGAAACCCUGGAACUCCUCUACCCCUUACCUCUCCCCCCUUUGCUGGGAGCCUUUCCAGCACCAUGGACAGCCCCAGAAACUAGCAUUGUGGUUUCAAGGCCUUUUUCUCAAUUGUCUCAGUCUGUCCCCUCCUCGCCUCCUCUCCGUCAUCUGUGUUGCAUCCUAAGAUGCUGGGUUCUUUUACUGAAGACUCCAAAGCGUACAUAAUAACCAGAGCAGAUUUAUUUCAUGUUCUCCUUAACACAUUCCAGUGGACCACUCUCUACAUUGUCUUCAGGCCAACUCCACAAUAUGUCAUUGAGCUUUUCCCGCCCUUGCAUCACGUAAUCCAAUCACUUCAGUUCAAGAACGGAAACCCCAUUGUCAUUUUGUUAAUUCAAAUAACUCAACCCCUGCAUACAAAUCCCAUUGGCAAUUUGCGACCAUUUUAAAUCUAAACUCAUUAACACAUAAUACAUUUCUCAAUACACCACAAUCUGCACUAAUAUAAAAUAAUUGAGCAGGUGAAAGCCAGGCUAAUGAUGAGCUUCCACCAUAUUGUUUUCACCUGCCAAGUAUUUUCUAAUCAGUGCAAAUGAAGAAGACCAGAGGAAAGAACAGAUUUUUAGACAAUUGAGAAAGAGCCAAAGACCAAUCCCUCCUUGAUCAAAUCCAACCGUCUACCUCCUGCACUGCAGAACAACUGUGGCUAACAAUUUGCUUUAUGGUUAAUAUGCCGUCAGCAGGAUUUCAGUUAUUAGAUAAUAGAUAAGAAAGAGCGGUAUAUGUCAAGGAGAAAUAAGGAGCUUUAUUUUCAUCUCAUGUUUAUAUGAAUUUGUCUCUGCAUCAAUCCAUUGUCUCACCUCUCCAGGCUGUUUCAUGGCACUUUAGAGGCAGAUCGCUUGGCUCUGGAAUGGAAAAACACUAACACUAGAGCUUACAUUAACAUAAAACACUGGUGUGGAGGUAAGUCUAAUGGAAAAAGCACAAUUUGUGCUGUCUUGCUCACUCCCAGCACAAACAGAUCUGGGACCAGGUUAGGAAAGGAUCCCUUUUAAAUAAAAACAUCUAGUAAUCACCCAGUCAAUAUAAUGUGUUCUCUCCAUAAUAUGAUAAAUCAUCAGCAUAUUAAGAUUAUUUCUGAAUCACACAAUGUAAGAAAUGAUUCAAUCAAAUGUUGGAUUAUAAGACACAAGAGCUAUAUUGCUGUCCUUGAAAGUAAUAUAAAUUAAUUGACGUGUAUUCCUCCUUCUGCUUUGUCCCUUCCCACUGGGCAACUGUUGAAUCAACGUUGUUUCCACGUCAUUGAAACCCCAACAAAUCUAUGUGAUGACGUUGAAUUAACGUGUAAAAAAUUAAUGGAUUUGCAAAAAGUCAACAAUGUAAGGGCAUUUUGUCUUUUUUUUCACCCAACUUUUAACCGAAAUUCAAUGACAUGGUGACAUGUUUUUGUUGAUUUCACGUUGAAUUCACGUUAGUUGACAACUCAACCAAAUGUAAAUCUAGACUUUGAACUGACGUCGGUGCCCAGUGUGUUCUCUUCAUCUUGCUCACAUCCUCGCCACUUAACUUCUCUGCCCUUUCAUAGACUACUCUCUGCCCUCUCCUUUCCAUCCAUCCAUCCAUCCAUCCAUCCAUCCCAUCCAUCCAUCCAUCCAUCCAUCCAUCCAUCCAUCCACAUCCAUCCAUCCCAUCCUCAUAAUCUUUCCUAAAGUCCUAUUAAAUUGAAUUUCUCGCCACUCCCAACCUUCCCCUCUUCUACUAACCCUUCCCCUCUUCUACUAACCCUUCCCCUCUUCUACCAACCCUCCACCCGACGAACCCUUCCCCGUACUAACCCUCCCCUCUCUACUAACCCGCCCCCUCGAAACCCUACCCCGGCACUAACCCUGCCCCUCUUCUAACCCGACCCCGGAGACGACCGAACCCUCCCCUACUAACCUUACCCUCUUCUACUAACCCUCCCCUCUCUACUAACCCUUCCCUCUUCUACUAACCCUUCCCCCUUCUACUAACCCUUACCCUCUUCUAACCCUACCCCUCUACAACCCUUCCCCUCUUCUACUAACCCUCCCCUCUUCUACUAACCCUUCCCCUCUUCUACUAACCCUUCCCCUCUUCUACUAACCCUUCCCCUCUUCAACUAACCCUUCCCCUCUUCUGCUAACCCUUCCCCUCUUCAACUAACCCUUCCACUCUUCUACUAACCCUUCCCCUCUUCUACUAACCCUUCCACUCUUCAACUAACCUCUCCUCUUCUCUCUAAUCCUCUCCUCUCUUUCUAACCCCAUCUUCUCUUCUCUCAUCCUCUCUCUCCUCUCCUCUCUAACCCCAUCUGUGAGAGAGAUGGCCAUUACUCUAACACUUGAAAGGCUUAAAAUCUGACAGAAUAAAAACGGUUCAAAAUUACUUAAUUUAUUUAAAGCUGCAGUAGCAGAGCAAGUUAAACAUACAAAACUGGCAACUAAAACUGAUAUAGCUCACCAUAGUUAAAAGUAGUUCUGAAUACACAGGAAAUGGUGUUAUAAAUCCUUUGAGCCAAUAGUUGAUUGUGAGCACUAACCUAAAACUUGCUUGAUGUUGUUGAGACGGGGAAGGGGAUAGGGCAUAUAUUUCAUUGGCGUUUUCAAGUGGGCACCUUCCAUCUUAAAUGUUUCGUUGAUGAGCCCACGGCAUUUCCAGAAGGUUCAACAGUGAAUUCUGGUAUCCCAGAACCAGCCCCCUCUAUACCUGCUCAAUCUCCUCCCCGCUCACUUUGGGGCCCAGCUGGGUUAUUUUCUCUUCAGCCAGAGCCACUGGCUACCCCUUUCAGCAGCCUCUGAAGUUGCAUUGAUGGUUUGACAUAAGGCUUGGCAGUGGAUCCCAAGGUCCUUCAGCAACCUGGUAGUAGAUGUUGCCACAAAUACACAACACCCAACCUCCACUGGGCAAACUCUUGCUUUCCAGCCUCCCUGCUCUGUAUCCGCUGCAAGCUCAGCCUCUUCCUCUUCUGUUGUCUCGUCCACCUUAUCCUCCCAAGGCACUGUUAACUCCACGAAGUAGAGAGUGCGCAGAGAGUUGGACCACAGUAGACCACAGUACCAGGUCUGGUCUUAGGUUGAUAGCAGCUGUUGUAUCUCAGAUGGAACUGUGAGGCAUUGGCCCACAUCCGCCAGCAUUUUCCAGUCUAGGGCCGCAUUCAGCUGUCCAGCAUCUGUCCUUGGAAAGAGAUUUCUCUGUGUUUGCUCUCCUCUGUGGACAAAUGCUUUUUGUUGCGUAGGGUCAGAUGUUCUGGGAGGCAAGGCAUUGAUGGUUGUUCACUUGCUUUUAAAUGCUUCAGCUUGGCAGGAUGCAUGGACCUGUCAAUGCUCUUGAGGCCUCUGAUGGUCUCCUGCCUUAGCACCUGGGCUUGGUCUGUGUCUUUGAGGUUUGCAUCAUACCAUCUUCAACUGGGCUUGGUCUGUGUCCUUGCGGCUUGCAUCAUACCAUCUUCACCUGGGCUUGGUCUGUGUCCUUGCGGCUUGCAUCAUACCAUCUAUACCUGGGCUUGGUCUGUGUCCUUGAGGCUUGCAUCAUACCAUCUUCUCCUGGGCUUGGUCUGUGUCCUUGCGGCUUGCAUCAUACCAUCUACACCUGGGCUUGGUCUGUGUCCUUGAGGCUUGCAUCAUACCAUCUUCUCCUGGGCUUGGUCUGUGUCCUUGCGGCUUGCAUCAUACCAUACUUCCAAGAGUUUUGAUGGGCUGCUCUGUUGGUAUUGGCUCAUCAUCGAUGAAGAAACCUUUUGUCAGACAGUUUACCUUUGGUGAUGGACAUGCUUCUUGACUUGCAUGGUUCUAUCUUCAUUCUGGCCCACUUGAUGUUAUCUUGAAGUUUUCCCAGCAUUCCCAGCAGGCGCCUGGUGCAUGCUGCAGUUGUGGUCGUGGUUGUCAUGUCAUCUAUGUAUGCCCAGAUGUGUGGUAGACGCACUCCGUACUUCAAAUCGCUCACUCUACCCACUUCGAUGUUUUGAUUAUCAACUCCAUAGCUGUGGUGAAAGCCAGUGGAGAGAGGGUGCAACCUGCCACUCUGCCAAUUUCCAGGCACUGACAUGUGGUGGUGAAUGCUGAAGAGUCUCAGGUCUUGGAAGUAUGCCUUGACAAGGGUUGUGAUGGACUCUGGAACCUUGACGAAAUCAAACGCUGCCCAGAGGAGAUUGUGUGGAACUGAGCCAAAUGCAUUGGCGAGGUCAAGGGAUAUGGCGUGAAUAUCUCUCUUCUCUCACAUGGCAGACUGAUCUCUCUUCUCUCUCAUGGCAGACUGAUCUCUCUUCUCUCUCAUGGCAGACUGAUCUCUCUUCUCUCUCAUGGCAGACUGAUCUCUCUUCUCUCUCAUGGCAGACUGAUCUCUCUUCUCUCUCAUGGCAGACUGAAUUUGGUGCCAGAUCAUGCUUGUGUGCUACAGACAUUCAGAGAAGCCUGGAAUUCCCGCUUUUUGCACCGAUGUAUCAACCAGCUUGUUAGAAAUAAUGCAGGUGUUGUCAUUUGAUAGACUUCAAUUCUAUCUGCUAAUUUCAUAGCUGAUCUGUCCCAUAUCUGAUCUAUUGUUUCUUUCCAUAUAGCUUAACAUCCUUUUGAGCUAUGACGCUAAAUACGUUUUACCCUCUACAUUUAGGAGGCAGAUAGGGCGGAAUUGGCCAUCUGAGGACUCGUUUUCUUUCGGGAUCAGAACUCCUGCUCAGACGUCAUUUGAUGUUUUCCUGGAGUACAUUGAUUCCCUCAUUCUCGCUUUGUGAAGCCUUCCUCCACUGCUUCUUAAGCUGCCUCCUCUCCCAGAUCAGGCAUUCUAUUUCCAGCUGCCUCCUGGACUCGCUCUGCGUUAUCGGUGCCCUUUUCCCUUCUCUCAAGCACUCCAAAUCUUUCUGCUCCAUAGUUGCAGAUGAUGUCCAGCUUUUUGUCAACUGUUCCCCCAAGCCUUUCCAAAGCACUUGUUAAGUCUGUGUUGAUGGACACCAACUUUUCCUUCUCUCAAGCUCUAGGCCAGGGGUAUAUACUUGUUCUUUCUUGCUGGAUGGGCUCAAUACACUCCCCACUUGAUGUUUCUGUGCUUGAGUUAGCCUGCUCAGAGGCAGGGGUACUGAUAUCCUGCAAACUUUGGUUUGGCUCGAGUCACUGAACAUUCGACUGACUUGAUUGACUUCUCAAGAAGUACUGAUCAUUGCGAGGCCCCUGUUCUCCCUCCUUCAAGCACAUUCUACAAACACAAACAUUCUGGCACCUACUUUAAGAUGGCAGGUGACGCAAUUACUGAGCUGAAACACCUGUGUCAAUUGCCCACUUCCAUUAACUGGACCAAUAGAAACAGUUGACAAUGAACACAUGACUGCAAUUGGUUGAAAAUUAUGGGAAAGAUUUUGUAACUGGAACAUUUGGUAAAUGCCUGAAUGAAGUAAGGACAUACACAAACACAACUUGCUCUAUAAAUACUUUGAAUAAAUACUUAGAAUAAAUACACUUUAAAAUGAAGGUCUCUAUUGAAUGCCCCUCCUUCACACCCUACCUCUCUCCUUUCCUUCUAACCUCUCCCUCCCCAACAGAAACCCGGAGCCGUGCAAGAAGCGCCACCAGCUGAGGAACUGUGUCGUGGACAUCCGCUGCCCCCAGGGGGACUCCCUGGCCGACGAAGACAAGGCCUUCUCGCGUCCCCUUCUGGACGAAUCACGCUCCUUCUUCCACUUCUACAUCAGCAAGGAGGAGCAGGGGAGAGGGGGCCAUGGAGCGGACGGAGGGGGUGGAGGUGGGCUACAGAGGGUCCACGGGAGGCUGGGAGGACGCAGCUCCUUCGGAUUGGAGGAGAUGGGCGAGGCGGGGGAGGCGGGGAAAGCCGGCGAGCAGGGAGACGGCGGUAUCGACCUCCAGGGACUUCCGGAGGAGGGAAAGUCAGAGAGGGAACACCACUUCCUGUCGCACCACUUCGAUAUUCCUAACUUUGUGAACUCAGAGCACAGCUCAAUGAUGGGAGAGGACAGCCAAUCA